CUGUACACAGUGGCUAGUAUAUAUCAUACAUGCCAUAAAGCACAAUAUGAUUCAAAAAUUUAAUAUAUAUAAGGUGUUAACUAAGUAUAUAGAAGAAAAAGGACAAGUUAAGACUAAGUAUUAACAUAAAAAUUCAUGCAGUUAUGAGUCAAUUGAACAAGAAAAGCAGUAUCAUUGCAAAUAUCCUUCAUUGCUUUCGCAACAUGGUAACUAACAUAAUGAUUUUCAAAAGACGACGAGAUGCGCUGUUUCGCAAAAUUGUUACUCUCUUAAUGAUUAUGCUUUUGAUUUAUCUCAUGUGUCCAGGCCACUCAGAAAUUGAUGAUUACAGGGGGUUUGUUCUUCAUAAGAGAUAUUUCGAAGAUUGGGUGAUAUCUAGAAGCAUUUGGAUGAACGUAGAAGCACGAUCAGUAUUGGUGUUUGUACACAUUCCAAAAAGUGGUGGAACUGAAUUUGGUUUCAAACUGUGUAACAAUUUAUAUGAUGCCAGGUGUAAUUGCACAGAUAAUAACUGGGGGGCUUGCGAGUGUAAAAACCAUCAGAAAAAUACCUGGAUGUUCAGUCCGUAUUCAGUGGGUUGGCCUUGUGGGGUUCAUGCCAGUUUAACAGCUCAUCGUAAUUGUGUCGAUGAAACAAUGAAGAAAUUGGAUUAUACACGUCGUAAUCGGACCUAUUUUUACAUCACUAUAUUGCGUGAUCCUGUAUUACGCUACAUCAGUGAGUGGAAUCAUCAAAAGAAAUGUACUGAUGACUGGUAUAACACGACAAAAGUUCCCGAACUUGAUAUUGAUGAGUUUAUGCAGUGUGUCAAUAAUCCAGCGAACAACAGGCAAACACGAAUGCUUUCGGAUGAAGAUGCCUACAAACAUUUACCACGUGGGCCAUCACAGGAUGAAAUCAUGUUAAGAACUGCGAAGAAAAACUUAAAGUUAUUUAGCUUUUUUGGAUUAACUGAAUAUAUGAUAGAAAGUCAAUAUUUAUUUGAGAACUCGUUAGGGUUACAUUUUGCACAUAGGUUUGGAGCAGACAAUUCUAAAGCUUUGGCCCUUAAAAGGAAUUUAACAGAGACACAAAUUGAAGAUAUUAUUGGUCUGAACAAACUUGACAUUCAGUUGUAUCAAUAUGCUAAAGACAUAUUCUUUCAACGAUAUAAAUAUCAUCUUGAUUUCAUAUCAGGAUACAUAUUUGGUAGAUACCACAGAAUAUGAUUGAGAGCUGAAUUGGAACAGAUAAUGUACAGAGUAGCUACAAAAAGCAUUCAUUGUAAGACAGUAUAGAAAUGUGGUUACUCCUUCACCACUGAUUUCUUCGGAAGUCACUGUCAAAGUUGUUCAAAUGAAAUGUCC
This is a messenger RNA of Owenia fusiformis, 1346 nucleotides long. The record is from the annotation of a GenBank genome assembly. Lineage: Eukaryota; Metazoa; Annelida; Polychaeta; Sabellida; Oweniidae.